AUGUUACCAUAUAAACAAGGAGCCUUGAGGAUAAGGCUACCUAGAUCUAGAUGUAUUGCAUCUACCUUAAUUCAACCAAUAAGGUUUCAGUCUACUCAAUCUCAAAUACAAUCACAACCACAAACAACAAUCAGUAAUUCUACUACAUCAGUUAAUUCAAACCAAAAUCAGAAAUUCAAAUCUAAUUAUAUAAAAAGAACAAACCCUAAAUUGAAUGAUAUAAGUAAUCAAAUAAAAUCAACAUUACAAUCAGAUAAUUUACAGGAAUCAAAAGAAAUUUUUGAAGAAGGUAUCUCAUUUUUAAGAGAAAUUCAACAAGAUGAAUUUAUAAACGAUCGUGAAUUGUAUUUUUCAUUUGUACCUUUAGCUUCCGAAUUAUUAUAUAAAUUGAAAGAAAGCGACGUAAGUAGCUUGGAAAACUUACAAAAUUUAAUCAACUUGUUUGUCAAAUAUCGUAUUGCUCAUCAAAGUCAUUUUACUGAAUUAGCUCUCCAAAUAUUGAAAAAUCAAGAUGAUACCAACAAAUUUCAAAAAUUGAUUCAAUUAUGGGUUCAAUUUGUGGAAUACGAUAAACUAAAUUAUACACCAUACGUUCAAUUUGAAAAUAUCCCAAAUCAAUUUCAAUAUAAAUCAUUCCAUUUACCAAAUAUAGUGUUUUACAAUUAUGUUUUAUCUUGUCCUACUGGUAAAUACUCAGAAGAAGACGCUGUCAAAUUCACAAUUAAUGGUAAAAUCCCAUUAUAUAGAGAUGUUAUGAAUACAUUAAAAGAUUUAAACUUAUUUGACUCAGACCAAUUCAAUAAGUUUAGAUCAGUUUUAGAAAAUGAAAGGAAAAACAAAAUCAAUCCAAAUAGUGAAGAAAUGAUUCAAAGAAUUUUUAAAUCAGUGGAUAAAAAACAGUUAGAUAAUAUAUAUUUAGAAAUUGCAGAAAUUUGUUCAAUUCGUGAUUCAAAAAUUGAUGAAAAAAUAAUGAUACAAUUAAUGGAUAAAUAUUUAUAUUUUGAUGAAUAUGAUCAAGUAUUUGGUAUGUUUCAAAAUAUAAUAAGUUCUGGGUUAAAACCUUCAAUAGAUGCGUGGAACUUGGUAUUGAGAGCUAUGAUUAAUCCAAAUAGGUUUCAAGAUGCUAGUUCAAAACAAAGAGAAGAAUUGAUGAAAAAAUUUGAGAGAACUUUAAAGACAAUAACUGCUAGUGGAUUACAAUAUGAUGCUGGCACUUUGAGUUCAAUAAUUACUGCAUAUGCUACUGCCAAUAAAUUUGAUGUUGCUGAAGAUUAUGCUAAAGAGUAUAGUUCAUUAGGAAUCAAUAAUAUAGCGAAAGAUGGUAUAUUAAGAGGUUUAAUUUUCAACAAUAAAAUAGAUGAAGCAGAAAAUAAAAUGAAAGAAUAUAUUAAUGAGGGUACUAGUUAUAAACCAAGUAGUGGUACAAUGAAUGAUUUUUUGUCUUACUACUCAAAAAGAAAAAAUUAUAAAGCAAUGUUUGGUAUUAAUGAAUUUAUGCAAAUGAACAACAUUGAAGAAAAUGUUGCAUCAAUUACUACAAUGAUAAAUGCAUAUUUCAAAUACCUUAUAGCAAUUGGUAAAACUCCAAACCUAUUAGAUUUAUUAAAUACUUUAAAAGGUGCAAAACAUUUAAAUGAAUAUUCGUAUGCAUCUGUAUUAAACGGUUUAGUUCAAUCAGCAAAUAUUGAAGCUGCAAGACAAUUGUAUAAAGUGUUAAGAAAUAAAUUCCCAAGAUCCGCUUGGAUCCAAAGUAAUAUGUUAGCUGGUGAAUUAUCAUUUGGUGAUAUUUCAGCUGGUGAAAAAAUUUUUAAUCAUUAUAUUAAAAACAUUAGAAAUGAUGUACAAAUUUGGAAUACAUUUAUAAGGAAUGUUUUAAAUCGUGAUGAGAAUUUAGCUUUCCAGUACUAUCAAAAUUUAAAAACUCAACAAGGAUCAAAUGUAAAACCAAACCAAUAUACUUAUCAUUUUAUAUUAAACCAUUUUUUUGCUAAAAAAAAUAAAGAAGCUAUACAAGGAAUAUUACAAGAUAUAGCGAGAAAUCCACCGGCUACUUAUGGCACUGAAUUACCAAGAUUAUUGAAUAAUAUCAAUAACAGAGUUGUUGAAGUACCAGCGUCAGUUUUACAACAAAUUAAAUAA
Lodderomyces jiufengensis is the source of this 2139-nucleotide messenger RNA. RefSeq lists its product as uncharacterized. Lineage: Eukaryota; Fungi; Ascomycota; Pichiomycetes; Serinales; Debaryomycetaceae. The transcript has a single exon. The record is from RefSeq and is a predicted model, not a curated record. The coding region runs from base 1 to 2139 and encodes 712 amino acids. Gene Ontology annotation, molecular function: protein binding.